This is a messenger RNA of Paramecium pentaurelia, 382 nucleotides long. NCBI's taxonomy places the organism in Eukaryota, Ciliophora, Oligohymenophorea, Peniculida, Parameciidae. The record is from the annotation of a GenBank genome assembly.
AUGUACAACUGUAAAAUAUCAAUUUAAUGUUAUAGAUUGGCCACAUAUUGCCAUAUACUAUAAUUAAAUAAGGCUAAAUAUAAAACAGCAUUUUAUUAUUACAUUUGAUAAUAUAAAGUAAAAAAAAUUCCAUAAACUGAUCAUUCAUUUAAUAUUAAUACUUAUUAUUAUGGAGGAGGAAUAAACAUAAAAUAACUUUCUUAAAGUUAAACAAAUUUUUACAUAUUCUAAAACUUAAAAAAAAAUGUUACUGUUCUAUUUAUCUCUGAUGGACAAAGGGACUUUUAUAGAGAACUAAUUGAAUAAACAAGGCCAUCCGUAGAAAAUUUAAAUUUUAUUUGUAUUGCUGUUGCCAAUUAAUUUCCUACAUUUAUUUCAAUGA